CAUUGCUCGUCGUUUGAAGUUUUGUAAUGGUGAUGUGUGAACAGAAUUCACGUCCAAGUUCAAAGAAAAAAAUAAUUCACAUAACUUGAACACUACGUUCCCAUCUCUACACAAGAGGUCUUAGAACACAUAUUGUUUUCGGCAAUCGUUCCAAAAGUCCUAUCUUCGCGACCCGGACAAUCACAGAACGCAGUGGAAGGAGAUCGCGUUGCAUUUCAUUGUAUUCGAUUCCAGAAAAAUUGUUCCAAGGAAAAGAGACAGGCAAUCGAGCCAGUACUAUACCUCAUAGAAAGAAAAGCCAACCACUCACAAAACAACAACAACAACAAAAAUGGAAGCCUUUUUUGAAACAUUCUACAACAGCUUUACGUCGUCCGCCGACGAAAACAGCAAAUUCGACGAGCCAAGACAGCCUCUCUACCGGGAGAUUGAGCUAAUAAAAGUCACUGCACCCCGUGACGACCUCAACGUCUUCUCCGAGGAACUCUCCAGGAUCAAGCACAGCAUCGGCGUGGAAAUUAGCAUCGUCAUUCCCUCCCAGAACAAGCAGGAUACCGAGCUGGACCGAAAGCGCACCAAGGAGGAAUGGGAUUUCCUGGACGCCAUCUUUUCCGACACAAUCCCCUUCCUGCACGAUUUUCUGACCUACGGGUCCCCGGAGGCCGAAUUCUUCCAGAUCAAGGGACCCAAGGGAUCCCUCGCCGUCUUCAACGACGUGUGCGCCACCAUGAUCUACGCCAGGGAUCUCCAGUGCAAGCUCGAAAUCACGGACCGGCGCAAGCUCUACGGUCCAAAAUACCUCCGCAAAACCCUCAAGAACGACAUCUUUGGCUGCCCCAACAGCGAGCCCGACCUCUUGGACGCCAUGUUCACGGACGAUUUUUCAAAGGUCAGCCCCGCGCUGCACGGAAUGCUUGUAGCGUAGAUCGAUCGGGACAACGGUGGGAAACCGGAACGCACCCGAAAUGGGGGCGGUUCGCAACCUUGCGGCGUCGGCCGUGUGGCGCUGCAGCGCAAAGCAUCGCGUUCCCCGUCCUUGGGGGGGUGGAGGCUACUUGACUGCGAGCACUAGUCCUAGCAUGUUUUACCGGUUUGUCUGCCUGCGUUUGGGAACGAGAACACAUCGCCAGCGGCCGUAUCCAUCAUUCUGUAUUUGUAACAACAGAACACAAUCAUAACACUCAAAAAUGUACAUUAGAAACAUCACAACGGUAUAUUGCUGCCAUUAACAAAAUAUUAAACUGUUU
Pseudo-nitzschia multistriata is the source of this 1247-nucleotide messenger RNA. The record is from the annotation of a GenBank genome assembly. NCBI's taxonomy places the organism in Eukaryota, Bacillariophyta, Bacillariophyceae, Bacillariales, Bacillariaceae.